Cryptococcus deneoformans JEC21 is the source of this 1649-nucleotide messenger RNA. Its product is annotated as expressed protein. The transcript is spliced from 8 exons. Lineage: Eukaryota; Fungi; Basidiomycota; Tremellomycetes; Tremellales; Cryptococcaceae. The record is from RefSeq and is a predicted model, not a curated record. Gene Ontology annotation, cellular component: membrane. The coding region runs from base 348 to 1445 and encodes 365 amino acids.
CACCGUUGACACCUAUCUUGCCGCUUCCCUGUUAAGUACAGACAUCAGUCAACUACCUUUGGCAGUUUGUCCUCUUCACCAGACACGCAAUUAAUUAUUCAGCGAAAGUUUUCAAAGGACUGCUUUUUAUUCGACCUUAACAUCGAAUGUUUGCGUUCGUAAUAAUAGUGGACAAGCGGUCAUCAACGUUAACAACAACAUCAACAACAACAGCGACCAGCUACUAGUACUGCAUUGUUACACUGCUUCCCUUCCUACGUUCUAUUCUCUAGAAGUGGAAGUUUGCAGCUUACCCCAUCUUUGAUAUUCGGCUUCGGCUUUUUCAACUACGCAAUUCACUAUACAUAAUGAUAGACAAACUCAAGUCCACACUCGCUUUUUCUUCAAUCGGCAACAAGCUCUCAAAAAUCUUCAAAUCCAACUUAGACCGCAAUGUCCUCAAGCGAUCGAAUGAAUGUGGACUCAAUAUGGAAAACCCAUUCGCUGAUAAGCAUGACUACGCAGAACCAUCGCUUCAGAGAUCACACAUCAUCUUACACUCAGCUGCUAUGUUCUUCACCUUCAUUGCCGUUUGUACCAUGGGAGCAGUGGCCGGCUUCCAGGCCAAAUGGUUCUCUGUGUCGGGAGGAACCGGUUUUGUCCUGUUUCUGCUUCUACUCUCAUUUUCCUUGACCGUUAUUUUGAUGGUCGUACCCAUUGUCUAUGAUCGAUGGGACAAAUUGAAGCGUCCUGCCCAAUUCCUAGCUCAAACGCGGUCGACACUAAUACUCCAUGCUUUUGGGACUUUUCUCAUGCUUUUAGCAGCAUUUAUUGUCACUAUUAGUGCCUGGACUGAAAAAGGUUGCAAAAAUUCCAGUAAUGACCCUCACUCUGACCUUGGCGACAGUUACAAGAGUGGCUUGCAGAAUUGGUGCAAGACCAAAAAGGCGUCUGCAAUCUUCGAUUGGUUCUCAUCCAUUGCUUGGUCAAUCCUGCUUGUCCUCACCAUUAUUACUUUCCGACGACAGCAGAAAACCAAUCAUAGGGAUCUAAUAGUGUUACCCCCGGCAUCUGAAGGCAUAUCAUACUCUAACAUUCAGGCCGCCGAUGAAGAGCAGCUUGGCGACAAGUCCGAGUCUGCUCGAGAUUAUGCCUCCGACGCCUACCGGAGAACCGACAAGACAUAUGAUCAUCCUGUAUCUGCCAGAACAGCUUAUUCUUCCCAGCCUUCUGUUGAUCAUCAUCCCAUGCUGAGUAGACCCAGUAUUGAUGUAUACGGGGCAUUUGACGGAGAUGGCAUGCCCAGAGUCGAUGAACCUAGUCGAACCAUGCAGUUGGCAUAUACUGAUCCUUAUGCUCAAAUCCGUCAGUCCCUUAUGAAUGCGUCGUCGAACUCCACGCAAUCAACGCACAUCCCAGGAAUUCCUUCCGGUCUUCCGGCUUACGCCGGAUAUCGACAACACUAAUAAAAAUAGUUUUAUCAAAUGGAGAAAUAAAAGAUAGAUGACCAAUGCGGGUCAGUCGGAGUUAUGAAAGAAAUGUUGUACGUUAGUAGGUGGCUUGGCGACCAUGUACUACACCAAGGUUGUCAUAAUUCGCCCAAAUCCCGGGUUAUCUAGUAUAAACCGACUUUUAGGUAUGAUGACAGUGGAGCGAUACGAACUUAAGAA